AAGCCAAAGAAAAUUCAAGGGCACAACACUGACAUAACGAUAUGCUCAAAUUGGCAAAUUGCCACCUUUGACAUGUCAAAAACGUUUGACCAUCGUUUCCCUCAAAGCUUUCUCGCUUCUCCCAUAGGAUUUCUGUCCCUCACAUUUCCCGGUUCUUUCCUUCCUCAACUAAUAAAGCCGCCUGCUUGUUUCCUUAUUACUGGGUUCUAAUCUUUCAUUGAUUUUAGAAAUUUUCAAUUCCAUUUUAUAAGGAUCUGCUUCGAGAGAUUUUCAAUAUUGCAGGAUCUCAUCUGUCAGCUUCUUAGGAAGAGAGUGAAGAAUGGGACACCCAGGUUAGAAUUUGAGCUCAAUUUAUGAAUGAGACUGAGUUCUUGAAUAAUAGUUUGUAGAUAAUGGAUUCAGCAGUUUCUAUACUGGCAAAUACAGUGAGAGCUACAUCCGAUUGGGUGACAUCAGCCUUUGAGGUUCCAUUCGCAAGAGCUGUGAUAUUUGAGGUCAACAUUGGAGGACAUCUAUUUGUGGAAGGUCUUCUCCUGGUGGUCAUUGUCUUCCUAAUGUCUCAGAAGAGUUACAAACCACCUAAAAGACCAUUGACAAAGAAGGAAAUUGAUGAGUUAUGUGAAGAAUGGGCCCCAGAACCACUUAUCCCUUCCAUCACUGAUGAGAUGAAACAUGAACCUCCGGUUUUGGAAAGUGCUGCAGGGCCUCAUACUAUAGUUAAUGGGAAAGACGUAGUGAACUUCACUUCAGCAAAUUACCUUGGAUUAUUAGGAAGCAAAGAAUUACUAGAGACUUGUACUUCAGCUCUAGAGAAGUAUGGUGUAGGUUCUUGUGGUCCCCGGGGAUUCUAUGGCACAAUUGAUGUCCACCUUGAUUGUGAGGCUAGAAUAGCAAAGUUUCUGGGAACUCCAGACUCUAUACUCUACUCCUAUGGACUUUCUACGAUGUUCAGUGCAAUUCCAGCAUUUUGCAAAAAGGGAGAUGUUGUUAUUGCGGAUGAAGGUGUUCACUGGGGAAUCCAGAAUGGCCUCCAGCUCUCUAGAAGUACCAUCAUAUACUUUAAGCAUAACAAUAUGGAGUCCUUGCGAAAUACUUUGGAGAAAGUAACCCAAGAAAACAAACAAGCUAAGAAGUUACGGCGCUAUAUCGUUGUUGAAGCUGUGUAUCAGAAUUCUGGCAAAGUAGCUCCUUUAGAUGAAAUCAUCAAGUUGAAGGAAAAAUAUCGAUUCCGUGUGUUGUUGGAUGAAAGCAAUUCCAUUGGUGUGCUUGGCAGUUCUGGUAGAGGUCUAACUGAACAUUGUAAAGUUCCGGCUGACAGGAUAGAUAUAAUAACUGCGGCAAUGGGACAUGCAUUGGCCACAGAAGGUGGCUUUUGCACAGGGAAUGCUAGAGUCAUUGAUCACCAGCGCCUCAGUAGUUCUGGUUAUGUCUUCUCUGCUUCACUGCCUCCUUACUUAGCAAGUGCUGCGAUUAAGGCUAUUGAUAUCGUGGAAGAAAAACCUGAACUUCUUGUCAAACUGAGGCAAAAUAUUGCUACGCUGACUAAAGGUUUAUCAGAUAUAAAAGGCUUAGAAUUAGUCAGUGAUCCGCUCUCCCCUAUUAUAUUUCUUACAUUAAAGAAGUCCAUUGGUACUUCAAAGGGUGAUUUACAAGUGCUUGAAGAUAUAGCUGAUCAUGUGUUAAAGGAAGAUUCUGUCUUUAUUGUGACUUCAAAGAGAUCAACUCUUGAUAAAUGUAAGCUGCCAGUUGGAAUUAGAUUAUUUGUCUCGGCAGCUCAUACAGAAUCCGAUCUGGUGAAAGCCAGUGAAGCAUUGAAAAGAGCAGCGGCAUCACUAUUGCCAGUUCAUGAUUGAAAUUGAAGGAUCCAAACGUUCUAGAGAUUGCGUGGUCACAGUUGUUGAUUCACUACUUGUAGAAAUUCUUUUGUCCAAGAUUUUGUUUUCAUUUCCUAUUUCAUAAUUUGCUUAUUAGUGGAAUGAACAAGAAAAAACUGAAAGAUGAUAGUAGUAGUUGAAUAGUUGAAUGUAUAGACAGAUAUUUGUUUCUAUUUUGUUGGAGUAUGAAGUUAAUUUUGUUUAGUUGAAGAGAUGGAAAAGUGCGUUUGUGAUUC
This is a messenger RNA of Nicotiana tabacum (common tobacco), 2110 nucleotides long. Its product is annotated as long chain base biosynthesis protein 1-like. Gene Ontology annotation, cellular component: endoplasmic reticulum. Gene Ontology annotation, biological process: ceramide biosynthetic process; sphingosine biosynthetic process. The record is from RefSeq and is a predicted model, not a curated record. Gene Ontology annotation, molecular function: serine C-palmitoyltransferase activity; pyridoxal phosphate binding. NCBI's taxonomy places the organism in Eukaryota, Viridiplantae, Streptophyta, Magnoliopsida, Solanales, Solanaceae.